Molecule: messenger RNA, 1224 nt
Organism: Argentina anserina (silverweed cinquefoil)
Lineage: Eukaryota; Viridiplantae; Streptophyta; Magnoliopsida; Rosales; Rosaceae
Exons: 10
Coding region: 170-943 (257 amino acids)
Molecular function (GO): hydrolase activity
Source: RefSeq, a predicted model, not a curated record
CUUUUAGUUGGGGAGGAGAGGAAAGUCAGGAAACAGUGUGAGAGAGAGAAGAGAGACAGGAGGGAGAAAGAUCAGCCCACCAAACCUAGUCGAGGUUCUGUGCUCCUUUAUCUUUACAAUUUCUGUAGUAGGAGUGUCAUUGGUGCUAUUUUCCUUGAGAGUGCCUAAUAUGAGCUUUACAUCUCCAUCUGUGGGUGCGGGUGGUAGAACUGUUAGAAGGGCAUUUGAAUUUGGAAGAACUUAUGUAGUCCGACCUAAAGGGAAACACCAGGCCACUGUAGUUUGGCUACAUGGCCUUGGUGAUAAUGGCUCAAGCUGGUCCCAGCUCUUGGAAAGCCUCCCUCUUCCAAAUAUUAAAUGGAUAUGUCCAACCGCGCCUACUCAACCGAUUUCAGUUUUUGGUGGUUUUCCUUCCACUGCUUGGUUUGAUGUUGGAGAGCUGUCAGAAGAUGCUCCAGAUGAUCUAGAGGGCUUAGAUGCUUCAGCAGCACAUGUAGCUAAUUUACUGUCAACAGAGCCAGAAGACAUUAAGCUUGGAGUUGGAGGUUUUAGUAUGGGUGCAGCUACAGCUCUAUACUCUGCCACAUGUUUUGCUGUAAAGAAAUACGGGAAUGGUACUCCAUACCCAUCCAAUUUGAGUGCAGUUGUUGGACUUAGUGGAUGGCUUCCAUGUUCCAAGUCCUUGAGUAAGAAGUUUGAAGAAGCAAAUGAAGCUGCAAGACGUGCUGCCUCGUUACCACUUUUAUUAUGUCAUGGAAAAGGUGAUGAUGUGGUUUCUUACAAGUUCGGUGAGAAAUCUUCACGAGCUCUGAGUGGAAUUGGAUUUCAGGACGUGACGUUCAAAUCUUAUAAUGGGCUUGGUCAUUACACAGUUCCUGAAGAGAUGGAUGAGGUCUGUACUUGGCUAAUUUCAAAGUUGGGGCUUGAAGGAACUUCUUCAUAGUUUGCUUCCCAGAAGAAAUCUCAAGCAACAUCAAGAGGCAAAAAAUUGAAGGGAGGUGUAAGAAACAUCAAAAAUUUAGUGGUUUGGUAGCGAGUUAUGACCUAUGUCCUUUUAAGGCUUAUUAUUGUUUGGCUGGUGGAUAAAAAUCAUAAAAUCCAUAUUCGUAUGUGAUAAGAUAUUCAUUAUUUGGAUCAUAUAACAUGCAAUUCGAACAUAGUGGGUAAAAGUUUUGUUUUUCUCUCCGAAAUUUUAAAUAACAGAGAGAAUAUGUUUAGGGUUUA